Messenger RNA from Monosiga brevicollis MX1, 535 nucleotides. RefSeq lists its product as uncharacterized. The transcript is spliced from 4 exons. Gene Ontology annotation, molecular function: mRNA binding; structural constituent of ribosome. NCBI's taxonomy places the organism in Eukaryota, Choanoflagellata, Craspedida, Salpingoecidae. The record is from RefSeq and is a predicted model, not a curated record. Gene Ontology annotation, cellular component: cytosolic large ribosomal subunit. The coding region runs from base 12 to 473 and encodes 153 amino acids. Gene Ontology annotation, biological process: cytoplasmic translation.
CAGCCGCGAAGAUGAAGUUGGAGCUGUGCAGCUUUAGCAGCUACAAGAUCCACGCGGGUCACGGCCGCCGACUCGUCCGAGUCGACGGCAAGACCUUCUACUUCUUGGGUAGCAAGGUCGAGUCGCUCUUCCUGCAGCGCAAGAACCCCCGCAAGAUCGCGUGGACUGUUCUGUACCGCCGCAAGCACCGCAAGGGUCUUUCGGAGGAGACCACCAAGCGCCGUACUCGCCGCACUCAGAAGUUCCAGCGCGCUAUCGAGGGCGUCUCGGAGGAGAAGCUGCGUGAGCUGCGCCAGCAGAAGCCCGAGGUCCGCGCUGCCGCUCGCCAGCAGGCUGCUCGUGCCGCUAAGGAGAAGAAGCAGACUCAGAAGAAGGUUGCCACCAAGAAGCCCAAGGCUAACGCUCAGGCCGUGGCUUCCUUCAAGGCCGUCAAGAACGUGCCCAAGAAGCUCAACCGCAGCACUGGCCGAUAAGCCCAUUGUUGUUGGGAGAAGCAGGCUGUGGCUCUCUUAAUUGAUGGCUCAUCUUUGAUACC